AUGUCUGCCAUUCGCAUGCACAGGCAUGCAUGCUCAGCCUCUCGCCUCGUGGCUAGGACUUCAGCCCAGAGGCGAACGGUGCCGUUCCUGGGUCCUAGCUAUGCUCGUCUUGCGUCUACCCAAGUACCCAAGCUCAAAGACCCCUCCCUCUUCAAGCAAAACGUCUGCUAUGUCAACGGCGCCUUUGUCCCCGCCAAGUCGGGUGCGACCUUUGCCGUGGCUGACCCGACGACGGGCGAGCACAUUGGCAUUGCCCCCGAGUUCGACGCUGCAGAUACCGAGGCCGCCAUCGCCGCUGCUGAGAAUGCAUUCAAGACCUAUCGACUGACCACGGGCCGCGAGCGCUCCAAGCUGCUGCGGAGGUGGUAUGACCUCAUGGUAGCCAACGCCGACGACCUCGCGACUCUUAUCACGUGGGAAAACGGCAAGACAAUCGCCGACGCAAAGGGCGAAGUCACCUAUGCAGCAAACUUUUUCGAGUGGUUCAGCGAGGAGGCGCCUCGCGUGUACGGGGACACCAUACAGCCAACCCUGGCGACUAACAGGGUCGUCACGAGGAAGGAGCCCGUUGGGGUUUGUUCGCUAAUCACGCCAUGGAACUUCCCCGCCGCCAUGGGCACACGCAAGAUCGGUCCGGCCCUCGCAGCCGGCUGCACCGUUGUCUGCAAAGCACCCGCCGAAACGCCAUUCACAUCGCUGGCGCUCGCUGAGUUGGCCCACCGCGCCGGUGUGCCUGCAGGCGUCGUCAACUUUGUGACAUCACACUCCAACACUAAGACCGUCGGCGAGGUGCUCUGCACGCACCCGGCGGUGCGCAAGAUCAGCUUCACUGGCUCAACUGGCGUCGGCAAGACGCUCAUGAAACAAGCAGCCGGGACUCUGAAGAAGUGCUCAUUCGAGCUCGGCGGUAACGCGCCGUUCAUCGUAUUUGACGACGCUGACCUCGACGCUGCCGUAGACGGCGCCAUCGCAUGCAAGUUCAGGUCGAGCGGGCAGACGUGCGUCUGUGCCAACAGGAUCUAUGUGCAGCGCGGCAUCUACGACGCCUUUGCCGAAAGGCUUGCCAAGAAGGUCAAGGAAACGUUCAAGCUCGGGAGCGGGUUCGACCCCGAAACUACGCACGGCCCACUGAUACACGAUAGGGCCGUGUCCAAGGUUGCCUCGCAGGUCGAGGAUGCGGUGGGUAAGGGCGCUAAACUUCUGGCCGGCGGCAAGCGGCUGCCCGAUCUGGGCCCGCACUUUUUCGCUCCCACGGUGCUGGGCGAUAUGACGCCGGAAAUGUCGAUUGCGCGAGAGGAGACAUUUGGCCCGAUCGCUGGUCUGUUCAAAUUCGACACGGAGGCCGAGGUGGUGAGGAUGGCCAACGACACCGAGGUUGGCCUGGCGGGUUACUUCUUCUCAAAAGACAUUCAUCGGGCGUACAGGGUGGCCGAAGCUCUCGAGGUGGGCAUGGUGGGCGUCAACACGGGCAUCAUCAGCGACGUGGCGAGCCCCUUUGGUGGCGUCAAGGAGAGCGGAUUCGGCAGGGAGGGCAGCAUGUAUGGCAUUCAUGAGUACCAGGUCACCAAGACCAUUACUUUUGGUGGUAUGGGGAAGGAUCUGCAGGAAUGA
Molecule: messenger RNA, 1611 nt
Organism: Pyricularia pennisetigena
Lineage: Eukaryota; Fungi; Ascomycota; Sordariomycetes; Magnaporthales; Pyriculariaceae
Exons: 3
Coding region: 1-1611 (536 amino acids)
Biological process (GO): GABA catabolic process
Molecular function (GO): succinate-semialdehyde dehydrogenase (NAD+) activity
Source: RefSeq, a predicted model, not a curated record